Messenger RNA from Mesocestoides corti, 357 nucleotides. The record is from the annotation of a GenBank genome assembly. NCBI's taxonomy places the organism in Eukaryota, Metazoa, Platyhelminthes, Cestoda, Cyclophyllidea, Mesocestoididae.
AUGUACCGGCUGAAGUUGAAACGAUCCACUGAGGCGUCGUUGAAGAGCGAGUUCCUCGGCAACAAGACCCUCAUCAGACGGUAUCGCCAACGUCGUGGAGGUGGUGGUGGUGGACAAAGGCGUCAUCGCACGAACAAGUCAGACGACAACCCCGACGUUGCUGCCACGGCGUAUGACAUCGUGAAAGUCAGCGACGAUGACGAUGAGGAUCUUGUUCCGCUACUCGAACCCCGCAAGUUCAGCUCUCUGCCCUCACCUUCCACUCACCAUUCCACACGAAGCCAUCGCAGAAGUGGCAGACACCAGCCCGGCGGCUAUAAUUCACCCUGCCGACUUGUCACCAUGCUUGUUGUGUGA